AUAUGUUCACCUUUUUGUGCAUAACUACGCUGGAAUACAAGUAUGCCUGUGAUCGACUUGCAAACUGUCACAAUUAUCACUGGUGGAAGGUCGCUCUGUCUUAAUGAUUUGACUUGGAAAACCAAUAUGUUGAUCUAGGAUAUGCCUGGGUUAUUCUCGGAGAAAGUGAUCAACUCUGCUGCAAAUGGGAUAAUGAUCCAAUGACUACUCAACUGGAACAGAAUAAUUUGAGGAUAUGACUUCUGGACAGGGGGAUAUUGACGGAGGAUACGCCUGGGUAAUACUAGCAGCCUGCUUUUUUAUGUACAUGCUACUACUGGGUUCCAUCAAGUCCUUUGGAAUCCUGUUCUCGGAAAUCCUGACGGUGACAAACGGUGGCGCCGGAAGUACUGCACUCAUCGGAAGUACCGCCAGUUUUAUACAGUCUCUGGCAGGUCCCUUCGCCAUUCUGCUAGCCACGCGUUACUCGUUCCGUCUGGUAUGUUUCUGUGGGGGCCUGUGUCUCUGUUUGGGACACGUAUGUUGUGCCCUCACCCUCGAUGUCAGGUAUUGGUACCUCACAUACAGUUUAAUCACAGGAAUUGGUUACGGCUUAACAUAUGUCCCGUGUUCUACUUUGAUCAACUACUACUUUGAACGCAACCGUGCCCUUGCUAACGGCAUAGUGUUGUCUGCCAGUGGAGUUGGCGGGUUCCUAUUUCCACAUCUAUACCGGUUUCUAAUUGACCAAUACGCAAUAAGUGGAGCCAUGUUAAUACUUGGUGGUGUGUUAUUGAAUAUAUGUGUGGCAUCGUCCUUCAUUAGGCAGCCGUAUGAAUUCAGCUCUUGUGCCUCAAAGAAUACAAAAGAAUUGCAAAACGCGCCAUCGUCAUGCAAAGAAGUUCUGUGUCGCAAGAUCUGCGUCUGCGACAGCAAGAUCAUGAAAGACUUGACGUUUUUAUCGUUCUCACUAGCGUUUUGCUUGACUGCUCUCAGCUACUCCGGGUAUUUCUACACUUUCCCUUCGUUUUUAGAAUCAGAAAACAUAGGAAAAUCAACCACCGUGCUAAUAUUUUCCAUCACAGGUGUAUGUGAAAUCUUUGCCCGUGUAGCUAUGGGUUGGUUUACAGAUUUGAAGGUCCUUUCACCGACCAGUAUUUACGGAUUAUGCAUGGUCAUCAGUGGCAGUUUAGCCUUUAUUGUGCCAAUUGUUCGACAUCCGUCCGUGUACUACGUUUACGCUGUGAUUGUGGGGAUAUUCCCUGGUUCUUUUUUCGCAUUGAUGUCUAUUAUUCUACUGGAGAUCGUCUCACUAAAGGAUCUCCCCUCAGCAUUUGCUAUAGUCACCAUAUUCAUAGCCAUCUUCUGUCUUCUCGGAAUACCCUGCUUAGGUUGGAUUGAAGAUUUAACAGGGAGCUGGGACGAUGUGUUCUACGUGAGUGGUAUUUUACAGCUACUCGCAGCCGUGAUAACGUUCGGUGUGUCCCGGUGUACUAAGCCUCUCGUCACUGAUGACAAUGAGGAAAUGGAGAAGGAUGUGAACGACGCUGCCAACGAAAACUUGCUAGAAACCAGUAAAGGAUAGAGACAGGGGAUGGCGAUUCUAUCCUGGCGCACCGUGUGGGACAGACCCAAGCUGUGCUGAAUGCAGACACCCGAUGUCUGAAAAUUGCAGAUGAAGAUGUCGGGUAUACCCGAUUCAACGCGCCACGUGUACACAUCUUUUGAUGGUGAAAUCAUACUUCAUAUGAAGUGAUUUAAAGAGGUAUUAAAUAAAAUUUUGGUGUAUUGAGCCACCUUAAAGACAACACUACAUUUUUCGUGGUCAUGCAUCAAAAAUUUUCUUCAACCUACAAA
This is a messenger RNA of Ostrea edulis (European flat oyster), 1836 nucleotides long. Its product is annotated as monocarboxylate transporter 12-like. The coding region runs from base 236 to 1564 and encodes 442 amino acids. The transcript has 7 exons. Gene Ontology annotation, molecular function: monocarboxylic acid transmembrane transporter activity. The record is from RefSeq and is a predicted model, not a curated record. Gene Ontology annotation, biological process: monocarboxylic acid transport; transmembrane transport. Lineage: Eukaryota; Metazoa; Mollusca; Bivalvia; Ostreida; Ostreidae.